AUGGCGACUCCGAUUGCAGAGGAAAUUCAAAGGUUGAAGGCAAAUGGACCGACUUGUUUGUUGAAAAGUUUGAAGAGUCAGAAAACUGCGGCGUUGAGGAAAAGAGAGAAGGCGAAAGAAAACUUCCCGAAGAAAUUUUCUGAAGAAGAACUUCGAAAACGCUUAUCUGUUGUUGAAUAUGCCGUUACUCAGCUAGGUGGAACGGAUACGAGCGGAUCAGGAAGAUAUUUGAACGAAACAAGAGACGGAACUUAUCAUUGUGUUGUUUGUUCAAAGAAAUUAUUUGAAUCAAGUGCAAAAUUUAAGCAUUGCGGCUGGCCAAGUUUUGACAGAGCUCUCGAAGAAAGCAUAAAAGAAACCAUCGAGCGAGCGCAACACGGCGUAAAGCUCACGGAAACCAGCUGCUCAGAUUGCGGCGCCCAUUUGGGGCACAAGUUCAACGAUGGCCCAACGGAAACAAAGCUAAGAUACUGUAUUAAUGGCUCUGCUCUUGAAUUCCGCCCUAAAACUGAAUAA
Oikopleura dioica is the source of this 516-nucleotide messenger RNA. The record is from the annotation of a GenBank genome assembly. NCBI's taxonomy places the organism in Eukaryota, Metazoa, Chordata, Appendicularia, Copelata, Oikopleuridae.